Messenger RNA from Botrytis sinoallii, 1830 nucleotides. RefSeq lists its product as uncharacterized. Gene Ontology annotation, molecular function: ATP binding; zinc ion binding; tRNA binding. NCBI's taxonomy places the organism in Eukaryota, Fungi, Ascomycota, Leotiomycetes, Helotiales, Sclerotiniaceae. The coding region runs from base 1 to 1830 and encodes 609 amino acids. The record is from RefSeq and is a predicted model, not a curated record. Gene Ontology annotation, biological process: glutamyl-tRNA aminoacylation. The transcript is spliced from 6 exons.
AUGAGGUUUCUCUCUGUGCCAGUGACAAGAAAUACUGGCCAGAGAUUAUGGAAGAACAAUGUUUGUUCCAUAUGUAAGAGAUAUGCCUCCACCCAAACAAAUCAGUUUCCUCUGUCGGUAGCCUCGACCAAACUUCGUGCUGGCGGCCCUGUCAGAACUCGGUUUGCCCCAUCCCCUACUGGGAAUCUGCAUUUGGGUUCUAUGAGAACAGCACUCUUUAAUUUUCUGCUUGCAAAGGCUACUGGUGGCCAAUUUCUUUUGCGGAUUGAAGACACGGAUACGGAUAGAACCGUCCCUGGAGCCGAAGAGCGUCUAUACAGAGAUCUAGAAUGGGCUGGUAUCCAAUGGGAUGAAGUUGGUGGACCAUUUGCCCCAUACAGGCAGUCAGAACGAAAAGCAAUGUAUUGGGAACACGCUCAAACACUGGUCGAGGCAGACUUAGGCUACAGAUGUUUCUGCUCAUCCAAAAGACUACACGAAUUACGGGUUUAUCAGAGUAGCAAGGGCCUCCCACAGGCUUAUGAUGGAACUUGCAGACACAUUCCAAAGGAUCAAUCUGAUGAGAAGGCAUCGAGGGGAGAGUCUCACGUGAUUAGAAUGAAAGUUCCAGAACAAUGGCCAGGCUUCCAGGAUGAAGUUUAUGGUAAAAUCAGACCAACGUUGACUCGUAGUCCCCAAUCGGAAUUUAAGGAAUUCCAAGAUCCAAUUAUGGUAAAAUCAGAUGGAUUUCCAACCUAUCAUUUGGCAAACGUUGUGGACGAUCAUUUCAUGAAGAUCACACAUGUUGUUCGAGGAUCGGAAUGGAUUCCAUCAACCCAUAUGCAUGUUGCUAUGUAUAAGGCGUUUGGGUGGGAGCCACCCACCUUUGCACAUGUUGGCCUCCUUUUGAAUAAAGAGCGAAAGAAGCUUAGCAAACGAGAUGGUGCUAUUGAUAUUAAAACCUAUCGAGAUGCAGGGUAUUUUCCAGAAACUAUAACUAACUUUGUCGCUCUUCUUGGGUGGUCACACGAUCGAUCCUACGAUGUAAUGGGUAUGCAAGAACUUAUAGACAAUGCAAGCAUGAAAUAUACCAGAGGUGACUCUGUGGUAACAUUUGAAAAGCUUAAUUUCAUACAAAGAAAACACGCCGCAAGAUAUAAGGAAUUACGACGUUCAGAUGAACCUAUCUUGCCUUCUCAAGAUCUCCUAGAAUUAGCUGCAAAGCCAAUCCUCAAUCGUAUGAAAACUCUUCCAGAAUUUGAAGACUUGAUCUUCUACAACUGUGAGAACAACGAUGCCGCAAAGGAAAACUACAUCCUCUCUAUAAUUAGCGCUGGAAUCCAAAACUACACACUCCCCGAGACCUUUUACUCCAACCAUAAAUACUUUUUCGCAGCCCCCACAACUCUCGAACUUGAAUCUAGAACCCCGCCCCACAAGCUCCACUCCGCUCCCGAGGGGGUAAUUUACUCUGUCCCCUCCGACUUCACCAAUUCCUUCGACGCUUUAUCUUCCAUUUCCCUUGAAAAUUGGAACGCCCCUGAAUUAAAAGGUUUUACAAACCUUGUCGUCGACCAAGGAGCCAUGAUGAGCACUGCUGAAUUUACUGCUAGCGGAAAACCAUACACCGAAGAUGCACAAAAAGUUAUCAAGAAGAGUUGGAUGAAACUCGUGCAUGCGUAUCUCAGGUGGGCAAUUGCAGGAGGUCAGAGUGGACCGGAUACGGCGGAUAUUAUGGCGAUCUUGGGGAGGGAGGAGUCCCUUAGACGGUUGGGGGUUGCGAAGGAGAUUAUGGAGGAUCGGCUGAAGACACUUGAGAAAGCUGAAAGGGGCUCCGUUGCAGAAAAUUAA